GCAACAAACUACAAUUCCCAAGCCAGCAACAAAAACUUUCGUCCUCCUGCUUCCCCUCCUCCACCUCCUCCUCCUCCUCCCAACUCUCUAAGAUCUUUCUCACUUAAUCAUCAUUAAGCUUUCUAAUUAGUCAAGCUUAAUCACAAAAUUAAGAUCAUCAUGACGAACCAGUUGGAGAGCUUGGUGGAGUCGAUCAAAUCGAAAGUUCGAGCGCUGAAGAAGAAGUCGAAGAAGCCGUACAUAAAGAUGGACAAAAGCUCCAGCGUCAAGGUCGAGAUCCGCAGCAAAAAGGCCCGCAAGCUCAUUGACAAAACCCUCCAGGCCGCCGACCGUCCCGGCAAGCGCCCCAUUCCUUAAUUUUUCCAGUUAAUUAGUUAAUCAUUAUAUGAUUUGAAAUAAGUACAUUUCUUCUGUUAUGUACCAUGUAUUUGCUUUGUGUAAAUCUAUGAGGAAAAAAAUGGGGUGGGAGAGAUAGGUAGGCUGAUUAGUCCUUGUUAAAAAAAAAAAAAAAAAAAAGAUAACUGGUAGCAAGCCACGGUUAUCUACCUUUCCGGAUUUGGAGAUGUUAUUAGGAAAUAUUUGUUUUUUUUUUGUAAUAUUUUUGGUUUGGCUGCCGAUUCUGUGUUUUGUAACCGUUUCGGAUUGUCUUGGAUUUGAAAGCAAACGAACAAUGUUUGGUUUGGUUUA
Molecule: messenger RNA, 687 nt
Organism: Malus domestica (apple)
Lineage: Eukaryota; Viridiplantae; Streptophyta; Magnoliopsida; Rosales; Rosaceae
Source: RefSeq, a predicted model, not a curated record